UGUAAAGUUUGCAGGAUUUCAGUAGCUUCAGCUGUGCACCGCUGGAUGAGUUUGGGUUUGUUUUGGUUUGCUUUUUUGAGUGCGGUACUUUAGGUCAGGGUGCCUGUAGAGCGCAUAAAUGCGUCUAAAAUGUUUUAAAGACGUUUAAAAACAUAACUGGGUAACUGGGCAGAUUUGCUUGUUGCAGAAGGAUUAUUAUAUUCUGGAGUCAUCCAGACUAAACGAACAUUCAGAAUGAGCGGCCCGAAGAGCAAAAUGGAGGAUGAAGCUGUGCUGGACAGAGGGGCAUCUUUUCUUAAGCAUGUGUGCGAUGAGGAGGAAGUUGAAGGCCAUCACACCAUCUACAUUGGAGUACAUGUGCCCAAAAGUUAUCGAAGACGGAGACGCCAUCGUCGGCGCACUAGCCACAAGGAGAGGAAGGAGAGGGUGACUGAGAACACAGAGGAGGUCAACAGCAAAAUCCUUAAACCUCUUGUUUCCCCAGCAGCUGAGCGAAUCCGCUUUAUCCUAGGUGAGGACGAUGAUGGGCCAUCACCUCCUCAACUCUUCACUGAACUGGAUGAACUACUUUCUGUGGAUGGGCAGGAAAUGGAAUGGAAGGAGACGGCUAGGUGGAUCAAGUUUGAAGAAAAGGUAGAAAAGGGUGGGGAGCGCUGGAGCAAACCUCAUGUGGCCACACUCUCCUUGCACAGUUUGUUUGAGCUCAGGACAUGUAUAGAGAAGGGAACCAUCAUGCUGGACCUAGAUGCUUUAACUCUGCCCCAGGUUGUGGAAAUGAUCACGGACAGUCAAAUAGAAGGCGGUCUGCUGAAGGCAGAACUGAAGGAUAAAGUUAUCUACACCUUGCUGAGAAAGCAUCGCCACCAGACCAAAAAAUCAAACUUGCGCUCCCUUGCUGACAUCGGCAAGACAGUGUCCAGUGCAAGUAGCCCUGCCACCUCACAUCGGAACCUGAAGUCAAGCAGUAUGACUGAUAUCUCUGACAAACCAGAGAAGGAUCAGCUGAAGAACAAGUUUAUGAAGAAGUUACCCAGAGAUGCAGAGGCCUCCAACGUGCUUGUUGGGGAAGUGGAUUUCCUAGAUGCUCCUUUUGUGGCUUUUGUGAGGCUACAGCAGGCCGUCAUGCUAGGAGCUUUAACAGAAGUGCCAGUUCCAACCAGGUUCCUUUUCAUUCUUCUUGGGCCCAAAGGCAAAGCCAAGUCGUAUCAUGAAAUUGGAAGAGCCAUAGCUACCCUUAUGUCUGAUGAGGUAUUCCAUGACAUUGCGUACAAAGCCAAGGACAGGCAAGACUUACUUGCUGGCAUUGACGAGUUCUUGGAUGAAGUAAUUGUCCUGCCUCCAGGUGAAUGGGACCCUGCCAUCAGAAUAGAGCCUCCAAAGUCACUCCCAUCAUCAGACAAAAGGAAGAACAUGUAUGCUGGAGGGGACAGUGCACAGAUGAAUGGAGACACACCUCAUGAUGGAGGUCAUGGGGGAGGGGGACAUGCAGCUGGGGAAGAGUUGAAAAAAACAGGGCGUUUUUGUGGAGGCCUUUUACUUGACAUUAAAAGAAAAGCACCAUUCUUUGCCAGUGAUUUCUAUGAUGCGCUUCACAUCCAGUCACUGUCUGCUAUCCUGUUUAUCUAUUUGGGAACCGUUACCAAUGCAAUCACAUUCGGAGGACUACUUGGGGAUGCCACUGACAACAUGCAGGGGGUGCUGGAGAGUUUUCUGGGCACAGCUGUAUCUGGAGCCGUUUUCUGCUUUCUGGCUGGACAGCCUCUUAUCAUUCUCAGCAGUACGGGCCCUGUACUUGUCUUUGAGAGACUGCUCUUCAAUUUUAGCAGGGACAACAAUUUUGACUACCUGGAGUUUCGUCUGUGGAUUGGCCUGUGGUCGGCCUUUUUCCUUUUGCUGCUUGUGGCCACAGAUGCCAGCUUCCUGGUGCAGUACUUUACACGCUUCACAGAGGAGGGUUUUUCCUCUCUUAUUAGCUUCAUCUUCAUCUAUGAUUCAUUUAAGAAGAUGCUAAAGCUUGCCCAUACCUACCCCAUCAAUUCUGACUACAGAGUGGACCUUGUCACGCAGUAUGACUGCAUGUGCAUGGCACCCGCUAUAGUUAAUACCUCUGAUGAUCCACUGGGAGGCAUGUCUGUGUGGUUUAACAACAGCUACACCGAUCUACCUUUAAACACUACCUGGUCUUCGCUGACAAAGAAGGAAUGCCUGAAGUAUCAUGGGGAAUUGGUUGGCAAGGCUUGUGAAUAUGUUCCAGACAUCACCCUCAUGUGCUUCAUUCUAUUUUUUGGCACCUACGCCUGCUCAAUGUGUCUGAAAAAGUUCAAGACUAGUCCAUUUUUCCCCACUACGGUAAGAAAACUUAUCAGUGAUUUUGCCAUCAUCUUGGCCAUCCUGGUUUUUUGUUGUGUUGAUGCUUUGGUGGGAGUCGACACACCCAAGCUAAUCGUGCCAACUGAAUUUAAGCCAACAAGCCCAAAGCGAGGCUGGUUUGUGGCACCAUUUGGAGGCAACCCCUGGUGGGUGUAUCUGGCAUCAGCUGUGCCUGCGCUGCUGGUCACCAUCCUGCUAUUUAUGGACCAGCAGAUCACCGCUGUGAUUGUCAACCGCAAGGAGCAUAAGUUAAAGAAAGGUGCAGGCUACCAUUUGGACCUGUUUUUGGUGGCUGUACUGAUUGCACUGUGCUCCUUUAUGGGUUUGCCUUGGUAUGUCGCUGCUACAGUCAUUUCUAUCGCCCACAUAGACAGCUUGAAGAUGGAGACAGAAACAUCGGCUCCUGGAGAACAGCCAAAAUUUUUGGGUGUCAGGGAGCAGAGGUUGACUGGAGUCUGUGUCUUCCUUCUUACUGGGAUUUCAGUCUUCAUGUCUCCUAUUCUUAAGUUUAUUCCCAUGCCUGUACUGUAUGGAGUCUUUCUCUACAUGGGGGUGGCCUCACUUAAUGGAGUCCAGUUUAUGGACCGCUUAAAGCUGCUCCUCAUGCCUGCCAAGCAUCAGCCAGACCUGAUCUAUCUGCGGCAUGUGCCACUGCGCAAAGUCCAUCUUUUUACUUUUGUUCAAGUGAUGUGUCUGGCCCUGCUCUGGGUUCUCAAGUCCACUGUGGCUGCUAUUAUCUUCCCUGUCAUGAUUUUGGCUUUGGUGGCCGUGAGGAAAGCUAUGGACUACGUCUUCUCUCAGCAUGACCUCAGCUUCCUGGAUGACGUCAUCCCAGAAAAGGAUAAAAAGAAGAAGGAAGACGAGAAGAAAAAAAAGAAGAAGAAAAAUGGGAGCAUAGACAGUGAUGUGGAUGAUUCUGACAGUCCAUACAACGAGAAUGUGCCCAGCAUUAAAAUCCCCUUGGAUAUGAUUGAGCAGGAGCCGUUUUUAGGGGAUAAGGCCUCUGACAGAGAAAAGUCAUGCCUUAAUCAAUACUCUUCAUGCUGAGAGAAUGUGCUACUAUGAAGAUAGCCCAUUAUCAAGUCCUGAAAAAAUGCCAUUAAAUGUGCCUCAGAUUAGAAUUGACUUUGACUCUGACAACAACGAAGAUGUCUUCUUCUGGAGUCGAGGGUCUGAGACUUCAUUGUAGCCCCCUUUUCACCCAAUCAGAAAUCUACGCAAUGAGCUAGCACGCUGUCAGUGUAACCUGCUGAUAUAUAUUUUUUCUUUUUUAUAAAAGACACCUGAUUAAGGGAAUUUGUAAAGAGAUGUGGAAACACUUUUAUUUUACUGUGAGUAGAACUUCAGCAUUUUCAUGGAUGUCAUCUUAAUCUUUUGCUUUUAUGUGAGAAAACUCACUCAUUAUUCACGUUUGCUAGACCACUUGCUGAUGUAAUUUCUAUGCAAUUUAUGCUUCAAAUGAUGAAAUAAUAAUGCUGUAUCAGAUUUUUAACUACACAUGGGGGGACAGAAGACACUCCUUCAUUUUGGCACAUCACAUUUCUUUAUUCCUCUUUUGUAUAAGGAAUUACUUUAAUUGCUUUUUCUGUAGCAGGAAAAUAAUAUUUUGAUUUCCUUUUCUGUUUUGUAGCUCUACCUCUUACUUUAGAUUUAGAUAGAAAAAAGGUUUUGAUUUUAAUAAUGAGGAUUAAAUGUAAUAUUAUAUCUUUUUUAAACUUUUAAAAUAAACUAAGGUAAACUGUUAAAACAGAAAAAUUACAUAAAUAAUUUACAUGUACACAUUUCUAAAUUCUAAA
Trichomycterus rosablanca is the source of this 4166-nucleotide messenger RNA. RefSeq names its product solute carrier family 4 member 4a (gene slc4a4a). The coding region runs from base 235 to 3417 and encodes 1060 amino acids. Gene Ontology annotation, biological process: monoatomic anion transport; regulation of intracellular pH; transmembrane transport. Gene Ontology annotation, cellular component: basolateral plasma membrane; plasma membrane. Gene Ontology annotation, molecular function: sodium:bicarbonate symporter activity; monoatomic anion transmembrane transporter activity; solute:inorganic anion antiporter activity. The record is from RefSeq and is a predicted model, not a curated record. NCBI's taxonomy places the organism in Eukaryota, Metazoa, Chordata, Actinopteri, Siluriformes, Trichomycteridae. The transcript is spliced from 26 exons.